AUGGAUGUAAGCCGCCAACCUGCACAACCACAGACAUCUGCAAUGACCAGAAAUGAUAAUUGCCAGGAGGAAGUUGGUAGCCAGGAGGAGGAUACUAGCCAGGAGGAGGAUAAUAGCCAGGAGGAGGAUACUAGUCAGGAGGAAGAUAGUAGCCAAGAGGAAGAUAGCAGGCAGGACGACGAUAUUAAUGAUGGCCAUGACAAUAUUUUACAAUACAGAUGUGACAAAUGCGAUUUAACAUUCCAAUACAAAAGUUGGUUCCUUAGGCAUAAACAAAUACAUGACCCAGAAUCUAUACCAUGUGAAUAUUGUCCAAAAAUAUUCAAAAGAAAAGACGCUUUAAAAGAAGACCUCUUUUAUCAUAUUGGACGGAGAAAUUAUAAAUGCGGUGAAUGUGGUAGAGUACUAGAUUCUACGUUGAGAGUAAAUAACAAAUCAAAUAGAUUCAAAGAAAAUGAUUUCCAACCCUACCACAUAAAUAUAUGCUGGUGGAAGGUGUGCUCGGACUCUGAUGUUUUCAAGCCUUCAGAUGCCACUUUAAUCGACAUUGAUAACGUAUUUGAAACCUAUGACAACCCCAAAAACCGAAUGUCCAAACCUAAACUGCAAACACGUUCUACCGGUAAAUAUAGCAUUUCGACAAGGACGAUUCAACGGCGUUCACCUCAGAGGUCAGAGGAACAUUCUAAACGUAGGCCCGAAAUCGAGAGUAAUGAAUCUCAGCCGUCAAAAUAUUAUGCAGAUCAGCCAUCUUGA
Molecule: messenger RNA, 756 nt
Organism: Metopolophium dirhodum (rose-grain aphid)
Lineage: Eukaryota; Metazoa; Arthropoda; Insecta; Hemiptera; Aphididae
Product: zinc finger protein Xfin-like
Exons: 2
Coding region: 1-756 (251 amino acids)
Biological process (GO): regulation of transcription by RNA polymerase II
Molecular function (GO): RNA polymerase II cis-regulatory region sequence-specific DNA binding; DNA-binding transcription factor activity
Source: RefSeq, a predicted model, not a curated record